UUCCGCUGAUGUGGACGCACUAUGGAGCCUCAAAAGCUCCCUUUUAUUAGUAGAGAUUGUUAGCGCCAUAAUCUAUAUUAUUAAAAGAGAAGUACAAAUUUAGACUUACCCUUAAACUUAUAAAGUAUUUACAAUCCAAUGCCAUUGAAAAUAAAAUAAACCUAUUAUUAGGUAAUGCUUGUCUUUUCUAAUUAUUACAUAAUUUCCUUAAAUAAUUAUAACACUAACAAAGAUUUCGGCAACAAGAGAAUAAAAUAUCCACUUUCCCUAUUCGUAGGUUUCAAAAUAAUCAUAAUAAACAAAAUAUUCUAAAAGUUAAAGCCAAAAAUAUUGUGGCUAAAAUCAUGCCUUUUAUUAUUUUAUGUAUAUUCUAUUAUAAAUAAUAAGCCAAUGUAAAUUCAAUAUGAUAAAUAUGUUUAAAAGUAUAAAGUAUAUAACACCAGAUUUUAAAUAGUACAUAAAAUAAAUUUAUUAUAUCUUAUCAUAAAAUUUUGAUACAUAAAAAAUAAAAAUAUUUGAGCGGAUAUACGGAUCAUAUUCUAAAAGUGUAAGUGAUACAAUUAAUGAAUUACAAGACAAUUUAUAAUACUCAGUAUAAAUUAUAAAAUUAUUGUUUUUAGAAAUUUUAUAUUAAACAACUAUUUUAUAUGGAUAAAAUUUAAAAAUAUAGAUUAUCACACUUUCACAAAAUAAAUAUUUAUUUAUAAAAAUUAAAAACAAAAAGUCGCGCACGAUAAAUUUUAAAAUUAUAGAUUAUUACUUACACAAAAUAAAUAUUUAUCUAUAAAAAGUAAAAACAAAAGACGCGUGGGUGUGCGGAUCAUGAUCUAGUAUAUAAAUUAAAAUCCAACUUUCUCUGCAACACCACUUUCAAAAUAAUACUACUAGUAUUUAUGGUUUUGACUAAAGACAACACUAUUUGAUCGGAUAAUGAUAUGGACUCUUAUUGUUAGAAAGUAAAAAAUAUAUGUGAGUAAUAGCUUAUCGUUUAAUGAUUUUGACUUUUAUUAACGCCAUAGUAAAAACAUUAAAAUCCAACUAUCUACGCAACAACACUUUCAAUUGUCGUUUACUUCCUCUUGCUCCUAAAAGAUCUAUGUUAUAGUUUUUCACACUUAUUAAGAAAACAUAUAAAAUUAUAUUUUCCAAUACAUUAUUUUUUUAAUAAAUUAUUUCCAAUAACUUUUAACCAAUGAAAUUUUAUUAAAUAUAAUUGUAUUUUUGGAAAGUAUAAUUUUUCAUGAAAGAAUGUAUUGAAAAUGUAAAAAAUGUAUAUUUUUGAAACAAUUUUUUUUCUAAAACAUGGAUCUUCUAAAAACGGGGAGAGUAAUAUUUUUUCUUAGUUUUAGUGACGUAAUAAACACAUUAAAAUCCAACCAUGCAACAAUACUUUCUAAAAAAAUACUACUUUUCAGUUUCAAUUACAGACAACAUUAUCUGAUCAAAACUUAAAAAGGUAAUAGAUUGUCGUUUAAUGAUUUUGCUCGUUAUUAGCACCGCAGUAAACACAUUAAAAUCCAGCCAUCUAUGCAACAUUAAUUUCAAAAGUGUUACUCUCUCUGUUCCCGAAAGUAAGAUUUUCUAAAGUGUUUACACUUAUUAAGAAUUCAAUAAAUGUUUAUAAUUUAAUUUUUCUUUUACUUUAUUAUACACUUUCCAAUAACUUUUCACCAAUGAAAUUUAAUCAAUUCAAAUAUUUUUAUUUAAUGUUUCUUAAAAGUAUAAAAAGUACAUUAAACAUAUAGAAAAUCUAUUUUUCUGGAACAAGUAAACAAUCUAAAACAUCUUACUUUCAGGAACGGAGGAAGUAUUGUUUUUUUUUUGUUUUGAUUAAAGACAGCAUUAUAUGAUUGAAACUUAAAAGGCAUUAGAUUUCUGUUUAAUGAUUUUUCUCAUUAUUAGCGCCACAAUAAACACAUUAAAAUCUAACCAUCUCAAUAACAUCACUUUCAAAAUAAUUCUAUUUUUAUUUUUGAUUAAAGAUGACACUAUAUGAUCAAAACUUAAAAAGGCAAUAGAUUGUCAUUUAAUGAUUUUGUUCAUUAUUAGCAUCGCAAUAAACACAAUUAAAUCUAACCAUAAUUACACUAUUUGAUCAGAAUUAGAUAAAAAUAAUAUAUAUAUAUAUAUAUAUAUAUAAGAGUUAUAGAUUAUCGUUUAUUGAUUACGGUAUUAUUAGCGCCGCAAUAAAUAAUUAAAUCUAUUACAAAAAUUAGAUUUAAAUAGUUUUUUCUUUUGUCAGUUUGCAUGAGAUAUAAUUUCUGGAAAUACAUACCCUUUAAGUUCCUUAUAAACAAUAGAAAGAUGAUUUAUUUGACUUUUAUUUUUACCUCAUUAAAGGGAAAAUCCAUAAAUGUAAAAAAAGAAGAAGAUAACUUCCAUUUUAUUCCACAAAGAGAGUGGUUACAAUGGUAAAAUGGACACAAGAAUAGCUUAUAAAUAGGCACAAGACAUGACACAAACAUGCAUACUUCCAUCUUCACCUCUUUACACCAAACUGAAAUAAACGAGAAGGUAAUCUACAUUUCUUACUCGUGUCUGUUUUUUUUUACAGUUUCUUUCAUUAGAUUCUAACCCAUAUUGGCCAAACCUCUGAUUCUGAUUAUAAUGUGAGAUCCCUGUAACCUCUUUAAUGAGAGAUGAUCAUCAAAAUUUUCUACUUUUUUUUUGAUAAGUAGUGUAUACUUCUAUUUUAUUGACCAACCAUUUUGGCUUUCUGAUCAUCUGUCGUCCAUAUGUGUCAUGCAAUUUAGUUUCUUGAUUGUGAUAUCUAUUUUAAGGAUCUUCAUGCACCUUUGCUUUCUUUUGUAAUACUGGUGUCAGUUACCUCCCCAGUAUAAAACAGUCUUCGCUGUUGUGUGGAAGACUGGUUUGAGCCUUGAGAUUUAGUCCUUAAGGAAAAGGUUUUGAAAUUGAUUUUCAUGGUUGAGUGUUGUUUCUGGUAAAUGUUGACAUCAUUUUAGCAGGAAAAAUGCUGAAGGUGCCAAGCAACAGGACCAGAGUGUCACCAUACCCGCUUCGCUCUACAAGGACUCAGAAAGAACCUAUCGAGGCACAAGGCCCAAGCCAAUGGGAGGAUGUCUUGUGUGUGAUCUGCCAGGAAGCGCCACACAAUGCCAUCCUCAUGCGGUGCUCUUCAUCCUCUACUGGAUGCCGUGCUUACAUGUGCGAUACGAGUGUUCGUCACUCCAACUGUUUCAAGCAGUACCGAAAGAAAAACAUGAACCGCGUAACCAAGGUCUUUAACUGUCCUUACUGCAGAGGAAAGGUCUAUGAGGCGAUGAAGGUGCAGUCGGAUGGAAGGAGAGCUCUAAAUGCUAAACCGAGGUCUUGCGCUUUCGAGAACUGCAAUUUCUCUGGGACAUAUUCUCAGCUUAAGAAUCACUUGAAAGCUGAUCACCCCGGUUCCACCCGACCUUUGGUUGACCAGGAGAGAGAGCGGGUGUGGGAACAGAUGCAGAGAGUUACUCAGUACAAUGAUAUCAGUAUUGCAGCUGGUCUCCCACGUAGCGGCCUCGAGGUUUUGCAUCAACAGCUUCCCGAUGUUCCUCCUUGUCUGGUGAUCCUGCUCUGGGUCAAUGGAGUGGUUCAGGGCAUUUUGCAUCAUCAACUUCCCAACAGUCUUCCGCAUAGUUUCGAGAUCCGGGCUGGGGCCAAUGUGGUUGUGCGGAACUAUCUUCUGUGCUUCCGCGGACUUGGUGCUGCUUCGCCUCUCAUUAUUCAUGAUUCUUAACUUUGUAUAGCGUCUUUUUAGUAGCCAAAGUUUUGAACAUUGUUCAAAAGUUUGAUAUCUAAUUAAACUUUUUGAUGUCUCAAAAGUAUCCAUAAUGUUCAAAUUAUCAUAUCAUCAUGUAAGUCAUAUAUAUAUAUUAGGUGAUUCUCCCGUUCUUUUAAAUAACGUAAAUAUAUGAUAAUAACCAAUUAAUGUUUUACUUUCAGUUUUAAAUUUUUUUUAUCGCAUCAAUUUCUCCAAAUUCAACAAUAACUUUUUUGUUCUAAAUUAUAUAUAAAAUUUUGAUUAAUUUUUUUAUUUGCAUUUAGGUUGGGUGUUAUCUUUAUAGUAAAAUUAUGUAUAACUUAAUACCUAUUUCAUAAAUCUAAAUAGAAAAUAACAGGUUGACUGAUUCAAAAUUACACAAACGAACAUAAGAAUUACAUUUGCU
Molecule: messenger RNA, 4163 nt
Organism: Brassica napus (rape)
Lineage: Eukaryota; Viridiplantae; Streptophyta; Magnoliopsida; Brassicales; Brassicaceae
Exons: 1
Coding region: 2972-3733 (253 amino acids)
Source: RefSeq, a predicted model, not a curated record